Molecule: messenger RNA, 936 nt
Organism: Bactrocera neohumeralis
Lineage: Eukaryota; Metazoa; Arthropoda; Insecta; Diptera; Tephritidae
Exons: 2
Coding region: 116-850 (244 amino acids)
Source: RefSeq, a predicted model, not a curated record
AUCAAUACCGGUUGCGUAUUCCACAAAAAAGGAUGAAACAUACGCAAAUAUUUCAAAUCUCUUAAAUAAAAUUGAAUACUAUAAAUAUAAAUGGGAAGUAUGCGCAGACUUCAAAAUGAUUGCAAUAUUGACUGGAAUGCAAACAGGAUACACAAAAUAUAUGUGCUUUCUUUGUAAAUGGGAUUCACGUGCUACCAGCAGCCAUUAUCAUAUUAAAUAUUUCGAAGAACGUAAAGAAAAUAUUAUUGGUGACUUAAAUGUAAUCCAUGAAUCUCUUGUCCCAAAAGAUAAGGUCAUACUUCCACCGCUGCAUAUUAAGUUGGGCGUGGUGAAAAAUUUUAUUAAAAGCUUAAAUACACAAGGAUAUGCUUUCAAACGCAUUCAAACAAUUUUCCCCAGAUUAUCUGCAGCAAAAUUAAAAGAAGGAAUGCUCGUUGGACCCGAUAUAAGAAAAUUAUUACAAGAUGAAGAAUUUUAUGGUCAUCUGUCGGAUAUGCAAAAGACAGCAUUUGACUUUAUGCAGCUGGUUAUAUCAGAAUUCCUUGGAAACUCAAAAGCACAAAACUAUGCAGAAAAUAUUGAAAGCAUGCUAAUCGGUUUUAACAAUAUUGGCGUUAAGAUGUCACUAAAGCUGCAUUUUCUGCACUCUCAUCUCAAUUUUUUUAAAGAAAACCUUGGAGCGGUUUCAGAUGAACACGGUGAAAGGUUUCAUCAGGAUAUAAAGGUAUUGGAAGAAAGAUUCAAAGGGAAAUCCCAAAGUGUAAUGCUUGCUGAAUACGUAUGGGGCUUGUACAGAAACCUUGACACAUCGGAACAUUCACGUCAAGCUAAAUACAGGAAAGCAUAUUAAGUUUAAUCUUUAAUCCAUUGUCCUACUACUGCUGAAGCAAAAAAAUAAAUAUGUACAUACUAUAAUAAACCACUAUUAAAACAAAA